UAUCGUAUGUAGUUACAUUUCUAUGUAGUGGUAGCGUCUGCGAUCGAAGUUUAAUCAGCUGUGCAGUGAUUCCUUAGUCGUAACGAAAUGCUUGGUUGUUGUUGGUGCUGUUCUGCUUUACGUCCACGAUAUAAAAGGCUCGUUGACAAUAUUUUUCCGGUCAAUCCACAAGACGGCUUGGUCAAAAAUAAUAUGGAAAAAUUGACCUUUUAUUCCUUAAGCAGUCCUGAAAAACUAGAUAGAAUUGGAGAAUAUUUAUUUCAAAGGGCUUCCAGGGACAUUUACAGGAGAAGAAAUGGAUUUGUUGUUAUUGCUAUGGAGGCCAUGGAUCAGCUUUUAGUAGCAUGUCAUGCACAAACUCUAAAUUUAUUUGUUGAAAGUUUUUUAAAAAUGGUACAAAAGCUAUUAGAAUCAACAGAUCCACAGCUACAAAUACUGGCAACACAAUCUUUUGUCCGGUUUGCCAACAUCGAGCAGGAUACGCCGUCUUAUCACACACGUUACGAUUUCUUUGUAUCAAAAUACUCUGCGAUGUGCCACUCCAAUCACAGUGACCCUGCAAUCUGCAAACAAAUACGGCUUGCUGGAAUUCAGGGAUUACAAGGUGUCGUAAGAAAAACGCUUUCCGAUGAUUUGGUAGAAAAUAUUUGGGAACCUGUUCACAUGGACAAAAUUGUUCCAUCAUUGUUAUACAACAUGCAAAAUUCAAGAUAUUCUAGUAAAGAAGAUGCAACAUCAGAUAGUCCAACGGAAGAACGAACUGAUCCACCACAAUUUGCUGAAACUUGUAUGCGAGAACUCGUUGGACGGGCAUCAUUUGGUCAUAUUAGAUGUGUUAUUAGACCAGUUUUAAGGCAUUUAGAUAAUCACCAAUUAUGGGUUCCUAAUUAUUUUGCGAUUCAUACAUUUAGGAUAAUUAUGUUUUCUAUUCAGUCUCAAUAUUCUUAUACAGUUGUAGAAGCAUUAAUGACUCAUCUUGAUGAUCAUUCAAAGUCGUCUCCGAAGAUUCGUACGAGUAUUGCAGAUACAUUAUCUAAAAUUAUUUCAAUAGCAGCUGGUGAAAGUGUUGGUCCGUCUGUGUUGGAAAUAAUAAAUUCUUUAUUAUCUCUUCUUCGAGUCAGUGUAACAAGAAAUCAAUCGUCAAGUAAUGACGAACAGUUAUAUCAAGAAGCACUUAUUAAUGCUCUUGGAGAAUUUGCAAAUCAUCUUCCAGAUUAUCAGAAAAUAGAAAUUAUGAUGUUUAUUAUGAGUAAAGUUCCAUACAGUCAGCCAGAUCGUAUAGUUUCAGUUGGAAAAGGAGACGUAUUACUUCAAAGUAUUCUUCUAAAAUCUCUGUUAAAGGUCGGUACAAAAUAUCAAACUAUACAUCUAAAUACAACAUUUCCACCAAGUUUUUUGGAGCCACUGUUAAGAAUGUCGCUUGCUGCAGAUGCUGAAAUGCGACUUUUGGUACAAAAAAUAUUUCAUACUUUAAUUGACAGGCAUCAGAAUAUUACAAAACUUGCUAAACCUACGGUAAAUGUUGCGCAACUCGAUCUAACUAUUGAAAAAGCAUCUCGACCAGAUGUAAUCUUUAUUCGUAAACAUGGCCCUGAAAUUUAUUUAGCGUUGUACGAAUCAUUAGAAUUGGCAAGUAAUAAAGUUGAAAAUGUGGAAUCCAUAUAUACAACGUUGGCAUUACUUGCUGUAGAAUUGGCAUCAGAAGAAACAGUAUUAGAGUUGCUAAGAUUAGUUCUCAGUCUUCAAGAUUUAGCUUUAACAAGUGGCCAAAUCAGUAUUUCCCUGAAAUUUAACUUACACGCUAUUGUCAUCAGUUUGCUGGUACUAAUAUCUUACGUUUGUAAUAUUAAUUCACUUAUGGAUUAUGCAAAUAAAAUUGCAGAAAUUCGGCGAAAGGAGGCACCACAUCUUUUACCUGAUUUGCAGUCUCAGUAUGAUAAUGGUUUAUCUUCAAGAUUAACACCAGCUUUAUUAGUUGAUCAGACUGUUUUAAGUGAGUGUUUAAAAGGAGCUGGCCUUGAUAGUGGAAAACUACAACAUGGAUCCGGUUACAGUACAGUUUCACUACAACAUCGACAUUCAUGGGUCGAUAGUGCUGGACGAAAUUCGUUAGGCGACAUUAAUUCUGGCAAUACCGAAUUAGACAGUGGUGGUUCAUCUCCCGGCGUUCAAAAGAAAUUACCGGGAGAAGAAUUAACUUUCGAAAGUAUGAAAAGAAUUCUGACAGAAAAUAAUAAUAAUCAUAUAGUCGCAGAAGAGAAACGAAUACAAUUAUCGCACUUUUUUAGAAACGCACCAUUUCAAGAUUUGGUAUCAAAGACACAACCAAAGCAUGACGUUUUACAAAGCAAACUGUCAGAAAUAUUUAAUACGUUAUCUGUCGAUCCACGAAAUGCAACUCAAGGAAGUGGUCCACCAACAGAUACCAAACCAAGUCAAGCGCCAGCUUACGAAAUACAUUUUCCCGAACUGUUUGUGUAUUAAUACCUACUUAUGUAUUUUCUGCUUUAAAGUAACGCUACUACGUUAAGCAACAAGUGUCGCAUGCGAGUUAUACUUAAAUUAUUUAUGUCUAUUAUGUUGAACAUAUGUAAAAAAUAUUUUACAGUAUCAGGUAUUGUUAACUUUAAUAUUAUUUGGAAUAUUUGAUCGCGCGUAUGCACUACUUUUAUGUUUAUGAUGAAAUGUUUAUUACUAUGUUGAUUUCAGUUAUAAAUAAUAUUUUAAUUUUGGUCAAUUUGUUG
Molecule: messenger RNA, 2744 nt
Organism: Megachile rotundata (alfalfa leafcutting bee)
Lineage: Eukaryota; Metazoa; Arthropoda; Insecta; Hymenoptera; Megachilidae
Gene: stmA
Product: Protein EFR3 homolog stmA
Biological process (GO): protein localization to plasma membrane
Cellular component (GO): plasma membrane
Source: RefSeq, a predicted model, not a curated record